AUGACCAAGGCGCAGAGGAAGAAGGCGCACGCUCGAGCGGAAGCUGCCAGAGCACGUGAAUUGACGGAUAGAUACAGAGAGGAUAAAGCUUCCAAGGUAGUCACUUUUGACGAUGUCGCCAAACUGCUGGACGGACCAUACAGUGCCAUGAAGGCGAAGGCAAAGAUCGAUGCGUUUGAUCUCCCUACUGUUGAGAUACAAGGAGCGCUCAGUGUGCGCCCCAAGGAUGUUGACCAGGAGGUUCCAGUGAUCAAAGCAAUACCGCAAGCGCCUGCAAUCAUUGCAGCAAUUGAAAACAUCAUGAUCAAGCAAGAUAUCGAUCUUCUGGCGUAUUGGCCUGACUACGGAUACGCGAAUUUCGAUCAGCUGGAUACCAUGGCUUCCCUUUUAGAAGCUCGAUCUCGUUUCAGCUUGGUGGCGAGAACAACGGAGUGGAUUGAUGGCGUGGAGUGGUGUAUUGCACAUCUACGUGAGCCCUUCGCGGAUACGAGCAACGUCACAAAGGUACUGUGCUCACAACUUUAUACCGAAUUCACACCAAAACUUACCGAAUCUGUGGUGUUUGCAGAACGAGCACAAGUGGAUGUGGAAGCUUUAAACCUCAGCGUUAAUAAAAUCCCCGGGGAGGUUGUGUCGGGGUACCAGCUUCUCGAUUUCCGCGAAAACCUGUGGCUUCAUACGGCGUCGAUUCAAGUGUCGAUGUUGGUGCUGCGCGAUGAGUAUCGCGGCGUCGGCAUCAUCAACCCUAGCUAUCAAGACUUUAAACUUCCGGAUCAAAGGCUGCGUACGGCUGAUGGUUUUCGCGCAAGUGAACCCAAGAACGAGCGAAUCAUAUGCAUCUUCCAUAUUGAUCGGCACUGGGUAACAUUUCUUGUUGAUCGAAACAUUCAUCCCAAGACAAUGAAGGCGACAUGUUACAUGUUCGACCCUAUGCAAUCCUCCCACAACUACAACAUCAUCGAAAAGAGCGUUCGAGCGACGAUUGAAGAUCUGCUGCAACUACAAGAUCAGGUUAUCUAUGAGAAAGUGAAAUGGUGCAACCAACAGGAUGGUAGCUCGUGUGGAGUAUGGUGUAUCGCAGUCUUGGAGAUGCUCCUCGCUAAGAAGCCGUGGGACAAAUGCAUUUACGACCUCCUGCCUUAUUUACGGAUGCGCUUCCUACACAAGGCGCUGGUUUUCGUUGAGAGCAAGAUUUAA
Molecule: messenger RNA, 1197 nt
Organism: Phytophthora nicotianae INRA-310
Lineage: Eukaryota; Oomycota; Peronosporomycetes; Peronosporales; Peronosporaceae
Exons: 1
Coding region: 1-1197 (398 amino acids)
Biological process (GO): proteolysis
Molecular function (GO): cysteine-type peptidase activity
Source: RefSeq, a predicted model, not a curated record